CGGCGCGGUGGGGCCGUGGAGACCCGCAGGCGAGCAGGCUGCGACGCGCCGGCCCCGGACUCCCCGCCGCCGGGCGACCCCGCACCUGCGCUGACCGGCGCGGCCCCCACGUGGGCGUGUCCCGGGGCGCCGCCCUCCCCGCCAGCAUGGUGUCCUGGAUGAUCUGCCGCCUGGUGGUGCUGGUGUUUGGAAUGCUGUACCCUGCCUAUGCGUCCUACAAAGCCGUGAAGACCAAGAACAUUCGUGAAUAUGUCCGCUGGAUGAUGUACUGGAUCGUCUUUGCCAUCUUCAUGGCGGCCGAGACCUUCACCGACGUCUUCAUCUCCUGGUUCCCAUUCUACUACGAGAUCAAGAUGGCCUUUGUGCUGUGGCUGCUGUCGCCCUACACCAGGGGAGCCAGCCUGCUCUACCGCAAGUUUGUUCACCCGUCCCUGUCCCGCCACGAGAAGGAGAUCGACACAUACAUCGUGCAGGCCAAGGAGCGCAGCUACGAGACGGUGCUCAGCUUCGGGAAGAGGGGCCUCAACAUUGCAGCCUCGGCCGCCGUGCAGGCCGCUGCCAAGAGCCAGGGCGCGCUGGCCGGCCGGCUGCGGAGCUUCUCCAUGCAGGAUCUGCGCAGCAUCCCGGACGCUGACGCCCCGGCCCCCGGCUACCAGGACCCCCUCUACCUGGAGGAGCAGGUUCCCUGCAGGAGGCCACCCAUUGGGUACCGGGCCGGGGGCCUGCAGGACAGCGACACAGAUGACGAAUGUUGGUCGGACACGGAGGUCGCCUCCAAGCCACCUGCCCGGCCCAGAGAGAAGCCGCUGAGCCGCAGCCAGAGCCUGCGGGUGGUGAAGAGGAAGCCACCCACACGGGAGGCCACCUCACGCUCCCUGAAGGUUCGGACGAGGAAAAAGACGGUGCCCUCUGACAUGGACAGCUAGGGUCAGCAGAGGCUGGCCCGCUCUUGCCUUGUGCCCUGCAGGGCACCUGUGCCAGCCACCUGCUGGCUGAGAGCUGCUGGUGCCGCAGGCCCUGCGUCAGGGCCCCCACACUGUACCAAAGCAGGCUGGCCCACGAUCCUAUUUAUUGCCUCCCCCUGGGUGUGGGACCAGGACCCUCUCUGACCAAAGCUGCCCCCAGCUGCCUUCGUUCAUUCCUUGCGUGUGCUUGACAGCCUUUGUCCCAAGGCCUGGUGUGCGUGGUGAGUCCCGGCUGUGUGGUGUGUGUCGGCGAGUGAGGUCAGGCUUGUGAGUGUUUUGAUAAAUAAAUACAGAAAGACCUUG
Lepus europaeus (European hare) is the source of this 1268-nucleotide messenger RNA. RefSeq names its product receptor accessory protein 4 (gene REEP4). Gene Ontology annotation, biological process: endoplasmic reticulum tubular network organization. Gene Ontology annotation, cellular component: endoplasmic reticulum membrane; endoplasmic reticulum tubular network; cytoplasmic microtubule. The coding region runs from base 147 to 926 and encodes 259 amino acids. Gene Ontology annotation, molecular function: microtubule binding. NCBI's taxonomy places the organism in Eukaryota, Metazoa, Chordata, Mammalia, Lagomorpha, Leporidae. The transcript has 8 exons. The record is from RefSeq and is a predicted model, not a curated record.